Exserohilum turcica Et28A is the source of this 1983-nucleotide messenger RNA. RefSeq lists its product as uncharacterized. Gene Ontology annotation, molecular function: ATP binding; protein binding; protein serine/threonine kinase activity. The record is from RefSeq and is a predicted model, not a curated record. Gene Ontology annotation, cellular component: cytoplasm; nucleus. Gene Ontology annotation, biological process: meiotic recombination checkpoint signaling; protein phosphorylation. Bases 1 to 1983 code for a protein of 660 amino acids. The transcript has 4 exons. Lineage: Eukaryota; Fungi; Ascomycota; Dothideomycetes; Pleosporales; Pleosporaceae.
AUGGCGGGCGAAGUCGUGGGAUGGCUGCAGAUCCUUGUUGCUGGCGAGGAUGUACAUGGAUGCCACGGCAGUCACAUCGAGAUUUGCGGGAACGAGCAGUUCUACCUUGGGAGAGACGCCGAGCUCUGUCGUUACACAUGGUGCGAUGACCUCACCAUCUCACGACUGCAUCUGCGCAUCCACUGCAUUCUUUACGAGCAAGACCCCAUCUCAGACAUCUCACCAUUUCUUUAUGCGACUGAUCUGUCAGCCAAUGGAACUUACCUGAAGAAGAGCAAUGUCGAGUAUGCCGCAUCCCAAGACGACGGGGUUCUCAUGGGCCGCAAGAACACUUUCCUGCUGGAUGCCGGCGAUGAACUGCACAUAUCGGAGAAUAUCACAUUGAUUUACAUCUCAAGAAGUCCUGUGAAGACUAUCAAGCUGACACCCACCCAAGAAGUCGAGAGACAAAUGUUUAGCGCUCGAUAUCUCGUCACUUCUCGUAUGCUCGGUGCGGGCGGAUACGGUAAAGUACUAGUGGGUGUUCAUCAACAGACACAGAGACAGCUCGCGUGUAAAAUCGUUCGACUGGAUGAAAUUGCUGCGAAAGCUUCGCGUCUCCCAACGGCUGAUCGAAAAAAGCAUGUCAGCUCGUCAAGGGAACGAUGCUUUCGAGAGUUCGACAUCCUCAAAGACCUCAGCCACCCCAACAUUAUCAGUGUCGAGAAAGUCUUUUGCAGCCGUGACAAUAUUUACAUAUUUCAAGAGCUCAUUACAGGCGGCGAUCUAUUCUCUUUUCUAGAGUUCAAAGGCGGGCGGCUCAACUGCAUGCAGACGGCAGCCAUUGUGUACCAGGUGCUCAAGGGGAUCGAGUACCUGCACAGGAAAAAUGUUGUACACCGGGAUCUCAAGCCGGACAACAUCCUGAUGUCAUCACUCGAAGCUGGUGCUCGCGUCGUCAUCACUGAUUUUGGCAACGCAAGGUUCAUUCCUGACAAGACCAGCCAGCCCAACAAGUACCAGCGAAUGUUUUCAUACGUCGGUACUCUGGAAUACGCAGCGCCUGAAAUUCACCGAGCUAACCCGACCAUCCCUGUCGAACGUGGAUACUCCAAAAGUGUAGAUAUGUGGUCUAUCGGCGCACUUACAGCUACUGUCCUUUCAGGCGAUCACUUGUUUACUGACCGCACCCAUCCUGAUUACGACAGAAAUGCGCAACGUGUCAUUGUGAGCCUAGCAGCGGUAUGCAAUCUGAGCGUACUUGACGACCAUCAUCAUCCGUUAUGGAAAUCUGUGGGCCCUCAGCCAAAAGACUUCAUCAGAAAGCUGCUGGUAUUGAGAGAAGAAGAUCGAAUGACAGCAUCUAAUGCCCUCGCACACCCUUGGUUCACAUGCUAUGCCAAAGAUGUUGAAGAGGUGUACAAGCGCUCAAUCGCUGAUUGGAAGCCCCAUCAGAAAAACCAUCGACUCGUGGAAGAUAUCAAUAAGCUCUCGCUGCAUUCUGUCACUAAUGGUGCUUCUGCUGUUCGAGAGAAUACUAAUUCAUACUUACAUGGAAUGCAAGAUUCUCAGGGCACAGCAUCGUCUCUGGGACGUGGCAAGUUGAUCCAUAGUCCGGCGAAUCAGCUCUCGCACAACAGCGCAGCCCCAGCCGACACGUAUAACAACAGGCCAGACAGCAGAGAAGGUUUCGUGGAAUCGGCAGAGAGCUUCAAUGUAGUGUCAAAUCACCAUUCACAGCAGGAAUGUUUAGACCAUCGGCCCCCAUUUAUGGGUAUCCGGCUAGAGAACGAUUUGGUCCAAGUCAGCGAGACACCGACUGAAGAGUAUGAAUACCCUAAGCUGGACAAUAAAGACGGCUGCGUUGUGGACCAGAUGUACCACCCGGAACACCGUAAAGACAAACGUCCGCAGCAAAAGACGCUCAAGCGGAAAAAUGUAUCUGUCUUGGUACCGGAAACGCCUCCCAAGUUGUCACCAAAGUAUGCGCGACUCAAGAGAUGA